Kalmanozyma brasiliensis GHG001 is the source of this 3213-nucleotide messenger RNA. RefSeq names its product Growth-arrest-specific protein 2 domain protein. The transcript has a single exon. Lineage: Eukaryota; Fungi; Basidiomycota; Ustilaginomycetes; Ustilaginales. Gene Ontology annotation, molecular function: microtubule binding. The record is from RefSeq and is a predicted model, not a curated record. Gene Ontology annotation, biological process: establishment of spindle localization; mitotic spindle orientation checkpoint signaling; nuclear migration along microtubule. Bases 1 to 3213 code for a protein of 1070 amino acids. Gene Ontology annotation, cellular component: mating projection tip; spindle pole body; cell cortex.
AUGCUCGUCCCGAUGCAAGCCAACGAACAGUCGCGUACUCCUAUCAAGAGUCUGGACUCGCCUGCUGCCAAAAUCCCGACGCCCGGAUCGCCUGCCAUUGGACGACGUGCUGGUCAUGUUCGAUCCACUUCGAUCCUAAGCUCGAGCAGCAGCGUAUCGAUCCCCUCACGGUCUACAUCAGCCAUGAUGAGCCCAGCUCUCGUUCCAGCGCGUCGUUCUUCAAUUGUAGACUCGCCACAAGCAGCUCGAGCCCGGCCAGGCUUGCCACUGUCUCCUUCCGACCUCGCUGACACCAUCGCUUCACUCACUCUGGGCGAUGCCCCAGUCUCUUCAGCAUAUACACUCUCGCUCAAACCCGGCACUCAACCCUUCCAGCUGAGCUCGGAUCCAGAGGACCGCCACACGGAUGUACGAACGCCGCAACCACCAAGUGGCUUUAUCCCCACCCAAUCGCCCGGGCUCGACAAUUCGCCGUCUGGCGCACUCGCAGCACCUUCGACCGAGUCAGGACUCCGUCAGGCUGACCUUGUCGAGAUGGGUGAGGAGAUUGGCGACGCCCACGACGCUAUACAGAUCAUUCAGAGCCACAUCUUCUCGAUCCAGGAGCAGCGACACGGUAUCCGAUCUGUUCACGACGGCGCCAAGAAAGAGACUUCGUCCGACGAUUCAACACUUGGAGGCGUGGAUCUGUCGCUCAUGCAGCUCGACGAACAGCUGGAAGCCCUGUCCCGCACCAUGCAGCAGCUCGAAGUGCGCUUCAGCGAGCUUCGAGACCCUUCUGUAGACUCGGCUCAGAUGGAAGCCGGCGACACUUCCAUCAUCGACAAGGAGAUGGCCGAUUGGCAGGGACGUGCUCGACGGAACAGCAUCACGAGUUUUGACAGCCUCGGCAGCCUCGACGACAUGGCGUUGCCAGGCUUUGCUCCGGCUCUUACGCCGCGCGCCUUGCAAGCGAAGUACGACGCCCUCUGCACCGAGUGGACAUCGAUACAAGAGGAAGUGGAAGCGUUGAAGAAGGAGCUAGCCGACGACAAGUAUCUGGACGUCUUCCGCUCGGUAAGCGUACAGGCCGAAGGCAUGAUGGACAGCCUAGACAAGGCCGUCUCGCUGUGCAACAUCUUUGUCCAGCAGAUCCAGCGUGACCAUUUGGCCGGAAAGCUCCAACGAGCAGCUGCAGUAGAAGAUGAUCUCGAAGACAGCUACGACGUUCAAGCCAAGUACGACGAGCUUGUCGCACUGACAAAGACGUUUGGCGUCAAGAGAUCGUACUAUCUGCCGGCAUGCCAACAGGUAUUUAACAGCCUCGAGAAGGGUUGCAAGGAAAGGCAGACUGCCAACGGCACCGUCCUUCGCCGCCUCUCUGACCUGCGCUCGCGCUGGCGAUCUCUACGCGAUGAGCUUGCCAAGACGGAAAGAGAUCUCAAGAGAAUGGACGCUCUUUUCCGCCGCGUCCGUUCGGACAGCAGCGGCUCAUCUGCGGCUCUUGACCUGCCAAGCCCAGCGGCAUCUGUGGCAAGUCUCCCAUCGCUUCCAACCAAACUGCGAACCAGCGCCUCGAUGCAGUCUGGACUCGGUCUCGGCACGCCCACUCGUUCAUCCGCCGGUUCGUAUCGCACAACGCCUCCUUCGUCGUCAUCGUCGUCGUCGCGCGUAGCGAGUGGGCCAAGCCGCUUGUCGAGCACCUCCUCGAUGACCUCGCAUUUGUCCAACACACCACCUGCAGCCACUACACCGCAACGAUCCAGACGCAUCUCGGGAACUGCAGAGUCGCUUGGCAUGCAGCACAAAUCCGUCUCGACGCCAUCUAGAGCGGCUGUGACAAGGCAGCUGGAAGUUCCACGUUCGAGACCAGGCGCUGCCAGCAGACUUCUCAGCGAUUCGUUGUCUCCUUCCGCAGCGGACAGCCCGAUUCGCAACCGUGCUACGUCGAUGGCCAAUGCGGCCACGGGAGCUGUAGAAAAGGGUGUCCUGGGCAGAUCGCCGGCGGGAAGGCCCAUGUCGAUUGUGGGCAGUCGCGGCGGCGCUGGCAAUCGCGAUGUGUCGGGUACGCCGGUUCGCGCGCCUCCGUCAAGCUUCAAGCCGUCGUGGCACGACCUUGAAACGCCUGGGGCCAACCGAACUCGAACUGCGCAGCCGCAGUCGAUGCCGCGAUCGCAGUCACAAGUCGUAUGGCCAUCCAAGGGUUCUUCAUCCGCAGCUGGGCAGGAUCCGGACGGCUCGAUCGAGUACCUCAAGUUCAGUGCGGACUCUUCGCCGGCUCGACCGUCGUCCUCUGCGGGCCAAUUCUACCGUCCUCCUUCGGCGCAGGGCAGCGUGGGGGACGCCAAGUCGCGCAAGCGAGACUCGCUGAUCCCGCGUCUCUCUGUGCAUAGUUCAGACGUCAGUAAGACGCCAAGUCGGCCAGGCUCGGCGCUGUCGCAAGCGUCAUCAUCUACGCCGAUGCGCUACAUGGGUGCGUCGAGGUUGAACUUGCAGACGCCGGAGCCUGCAAUUGUGGCAAGGGCACAAAGACUCAGCAUGUACGCGCGUGCACCGUCGACAGGUAUGGCGGGCGGCACUGCCAACACGCCAAGCAAGCGCGCGAGCAAGCCGCCGCCCACACGACGAAGCGCGGCGCUGGUGUCGGGUCGUGCUACGCCCCUGUCCGCAGCCGCGCUGGCCUCGUUGCCGUCAGCUGAUCCAAACUCGUCCCUGAGAAGGUCUAGCGUUGUCAAUAUGCGAUCGCUCACCAACGGUCGAACCACCCCUACGUUCAGCGAUAACGGAUCGGUGGGUGGCAUGUCAACGGGCACGUGGUACGGCCCUGGCCGAGGCGCUCGGGGUGUCUCGGGUGCAGGAUCGAGGAUCGGCUCUGGCUCAGUGGCGGGUAGUAACUACGGCGCAACCGGGCCCAUCGAGCAGUACCGCGCCAACCCGAACGAUACGCUGGACGUCGAGGUGGCCGCGAUCUGCAACGGACUUGGCGUGGCUCUGGAGCGCAUCGACGCGCCGCUGCCUCGUGGCGUGAGGCUGGAGGAAGGACCGGGAAAAGACAACAGAGCGCAGUACGAGAUCGGUGGACGGGCGAUGAUGUGCCGCCUGCUCGAGCUGCAUCGGCCAGCCGGAGGCGCUGGUGCAAGAGCCGGGACGAAGGCCAAGAAGAUCUUGGUCAGGGUCGGCGGAGGAUGGCAAGACUUGGAACAAUGGCUUCUGGCUCGGCUCAGCUCGGUCUAG